AUGCCUUCUCUCUCUUCAACUGUUAAGGUUUCUUUAUUUUGGGAUGGAGAGAUUCUUUAUGAUAAUAAUGCUGUUCGUUAUAGUAAUAAAUCAAAAGCCCAUGCUAAGUUUCCACCUACAUUGGAUUACCAAACAUUACUCAAUGCCUUACACAGAAGAAUGAAAACUAAUCGUGAAUGUGAAUUAUUUGUAGUAGGCAGAUAUCCAACAACCAUUGCAGCACAAGGUUUAGUGCUUUAUGCAUCAAGUGAUAGCGAUGAAAUACCGAAUGCAGAGGAGUCCGACGAUGAUGAUGAUGAUGAUGAUGAGGUUGAUGUUAAUCCUCGUCGUCCUGAUGCCUUCGUUUACACCAGAGAAGAUGAUCCAAUUCGCCAUAAAUUGUGGAAAGAACCGGUCGAUCUUGUAAGGGAUCAAGUUCACCUUGCAAAAUGCAUGAUGUUCGAAUCCAAAAAGGCAUUGCAAAGGGCGGUCAAAAUUUAUAGCUACCAGGGAAUGAGGGAGUUUAAGGUUGAUGAUUCAACCCGAAAGAUCUUGAGACUGCAUGAUAGUAUGUGGAUUAUCACAAAAUUCUACCCACGUCACACUUGUGAUAUGGGAGAGAAUCAAGCAAACCAUUUUAAUUUAGAUACAAAUAUGAUUGCUCAAGUGCUACUUGUUCACGUUGCCGAAACCCCAAGGUAUUCCAUCAAAGAUUGCUUUAGAAACGUUAAGGAAACAUAUCGUAAAAUGAUAAGCAAGACAAAGGGCUAUCUCGGACGCAGGCGGGCUUUUGAGAUGAUUUAUGGUACAUGGGACGGCUCCUUCCAGCAGUUGCUGAGCUAUAUGGAAGCUCUACAGAAAUUCAAUCCUGGCACUGUUGUAGAGUGGAAGCUCGUUGCCAGUAAUAUUUUCAAUCUUGUGUUUUGGAGAUUCAAAUCAUGCAUUGAUGGUUUUGCUCAUUACCGGCCAGUCAUAUCCAUAGAUGGCACACAUGUGUACGGGGUAUACGAUAUCAAGCUACUGAUUGCAGUAGGGAUGGAUGCCAAUGAGUUGAUAUUUCCUCUUGCUUUCGUCAUUGCCGCUAACGAAAGCAACGACACAUGGAGGAUGCUUUUGACACAUUUGAGGCGAUAUGUUGUUAAGGAUCGUAUGGGCAUAUGUGUGCUAUCUAAUUGA
This is a messenger RNA of Lycium ferocissimum, 1155 nucleotides long. RefSeq lists its product as uncharacterized. The transcript is spliced from 5 exons. The record is from RefSeq and is a predicted model, not a curated record. Bases 1 to 1155 code for a protein of 384 amino acids. NCBI's taxonomy places the organism in Eukaryota, Viridiplantae, Streptophyta, Magnoliopsida, Solanales, Solanaceae.